Messenger RNA from Lactuca sativa (garden lettuce), 2108 nucleotides. RefSeq lists its product as uncharacterized. The record is from RefSeq and is a predicted model, not a curated record. NCBI's taxonomy places the organism in Eukaryota, Viridiplantae, Streptophyta, Magnoliopsida, Asterales, Asteraceae.
AAGGUUGAUGAAGGGAAAACCGGCAAGAUCAAUUACCAUUUACGAAUCAUCAUCACAUUCACCUCUUCCCCCGUUAAUUGGAGAAGUCAAUUCCAUUUCCAACCACCAUCAUGUCAUGGUUGCCUCGCUCAAUUGCUAAUUCUCUCCUAAUCGAUGGAGAAGAUGAAGAUGAAGAUGAUCGCCCCACCGUGGCAAACGAUUACAACAACCACCUCCCUCAAUCUCAAUCGGUAACAGAACAAGAAUUCAACCCAAACCAAGACGGAUCAGAUCCUCAAACCCUAACAACAGGUCUGAAAGAAGAUCUUUCCGAGUUUACAGAAUCCUUAGCGCGUCAACUCUGGGGCGUCGCUUCCUUUCUUGCUCCUCCUCCUCCUCCUCCUCCUCCUCCACCUCCGCCACCACUACCACUUCGUCACAGUUCUCGCACAACCCCCAAACCCGAUACAUCCGCAUCUAUUCGAAGAGAUUCCUCUGACGGUGAUAAUAUCUCGAAUUCAAUUUGCGAAGAUUCGAGAUUUGGGGGUGAAACUGGAGUUUCGAAUUCAUCUAUAUAUCCCAAUGAUAACAAAGAGGACAGCCAUACGGAUUUUGUUGGUGUUACCGACGAAGUCUUGGCAUUCGCCAUGAAUAUAGCACAUCAUCCUGAGACGUGGUUGGAUUUUCCUUUAACAGAAGAAGAAGAACUUGAUGAUUUUGAAAUGUCGGACACUCAAUGGAACCAUGCAAGUUUUGUGGAACAUGUAGUACCGAGAUUAGCUGCUCUUAGAAUCGAACUUUGUCCAAUUCACAUGAGUGAGAGUUACUUUUGGAAGGUCUACUUUGUUUUAUUGCACUCCAGGCUCAAUAAACAUGAUGCCUGUCUUCUAUCAACACCCCAGAUAGUUGCAGCGCGGGCAAUGUGGAUGAAGGAGUUGCAAAUCCAGAUGAAGUCGAAACCAGAUUUUUUGGAGGGAAAUACUUCCCACACAUUGAAUUGUCAUCAAGAUUUUAGUGCCACGUCAUCGGACUUUGUUUCCACAACAGUUACAGCCGGGAAACAAGGAGUUGUGGAAAAGUAUGAGACAAGGGGUGGAGGGGUUCCAUCAGUUGAGAGUUUUGGUGAUGAUGAAGAUGAUUGGAUACAUGAAAACAAUUCAGAGUUGGAUGGAUAUAAUAAUUAUGGGGUUGAUGUUCCUGUUGGAGCCCAUGAUGACAUUUCAUUUAGUGAUCUUGAGGAUGAUGACUGUACUCUGCCAAUAAGAUCCAAGGUUAUCUGAGGGGGGUUGUUUGGUUUGUCAUUGUUAAAAUUACUCAAAUACCCCUUUCACCCUAAGGGCAUCUCGCCUCUCAUUUCUUCGUGUGGAUUCCCUCUUCUUGCUCAUGGAUUCAUUCCAAUUCCUGCCAAAAAUGUCUAAAAAGCAAAAGCAAGAUUGGAUUUGACAUGAAUUGGAAAUCUAUUCCAUUCCCAAAUGUGUUUUGGUUGCAAGUGAGUAUGGAAUUGAAUUACAAAGUCCGAUGGAUGGACUUCGACAUUCCAUUCCAAUAUCAUAAAACCUGUGAAAUUUUAUUCCAAACAUACCCUCUUUGUUAAAAUUACUUAAAUACCCUUUUAAUCCUAGAAUUUCACAAGUGUGCUUUUCCCUCUUUCUCAUGAAUUGGAAUUUAAAUUCCCAUUCCAAUCAUGUAUUUGCCUAUUUGGUUGCAGCCUUACAGCUACGGAAUUGAAUUGUGUGGAAAUUUAUAAAAUCAUUUAAGCAAUGGAUUUCGAUAUUCUAUCCUAAAAAGCAUGGAAUUCAAUUCUUCGCAUAUCGUUCUUGUUAAAUUCCAUUCCAUUUUCUCCCAGCCAAAACCAUGGCAACAUUCAAUUCCUACAUAUCCAAAUUCAAUGACCCGAUUCCGAUUCUUUCCAGAACAUUCCACCAAGACUACUUCGCAGUCAAAGCAUCAAAGGGGUAAUAUGGUCAUCAUUUUUUCAGAGAUGGAAUCUCGACGCAACAAGUGUAUAGGAUUUCUUUCAGUCCAUGUUUCUGUAGAGGUUGUACUCAAACUUAUAAGAAUUUCUGAAUCUGUAAAGAUAAGAUACACACACAACGAAGAUAAGUUCUAGUUUCAUUAAAAUUGCAUUA